AUGGAGAAAACUCACAUCAACCUCGUCAUUCUGUCGCCAUCACAAGAGGUCAAUAAACUUACCUUCUCCGGCAUAUCUACAGCUACGAGUAUCGGCGAAUUGAGAGAAAGGAUAUCAGCUGAAGUUGCAACCCAUCCUGCUCCGGCCCGGCAACGGUUGAUAUAUCGUGGCCAUCCUCUGAUUGAUGUGGCAAAGACCCUGAAAGACGUCUUCACCCAAGAGAUUAUAGAUAGCUCCGAAACACUCUCGCUCCACCUGGUCCUACCACCAGAAAUGUCCACUCAGCUAGCACCUUCAGCGUCCACAGCACACCCAGGCCAAGGCCAGCAGGCUCUUCCAGCGCAACACGCACAUGGCAGCUCAAGUAACUCCGGAACUCCACAGGACCCACAUCAGGCUAAUGAGAACGUACAUGCAUCACAAAGGCCAGCCGCUCAGGGUCAUAUUCCAACCCCGUCACCGCCACACUACCACGUACAUGCGCCUGGAUAUGGCCAUAGCCAUGGGAAUGGGAAUGGUGCUCUUCAAGCACAAUUCCCUCCGCAACUUCAACAGGCUUUUGCCCAAUUUCAUGCUGUGAACCAGCAGCUUGCAGCUCAACUCGCGGCUAUUGGAAACAACCCUAUGCUUCAGGGAAUGCCUCCCAAUCAACCUCCAGCACAGCCGAAUCAGCCACCAGCCUUUGCACAGCCUGCUUUUCAGCAUGCCAUGGCGCAACAACAGCAAGCGAGAGCAGCAGGCGUACAACAUGGGAUACACGGCGGGCCCAUGCAGAAUGUACAGAUCAAUCCUUCCACUUCUUCUCCGCAGACUGUUUUAUCAACACCGCAGAGCAACGACCAAGGCGCAGCUUCGGCACCCUCUACUACUCCUGGAAAUACGAGUACAGUGGUCCGUGAAAACCAUGGUCCAAAUGGGGAGAGAUGGCAGAUGGUCAUCCAGAGUGGACCGAUGAACAUACAUGCUCACAACGGGUUUCCAAAUCCUCAUGCUGCAUCUCCCAAUUCUUUGCAUACUGGUGCAAACACACCAAGACGUACGUCACCUGCACUGCAGCCUAGCCGCUCAUCACAGACUGCAGGCAUCGGUGCAACAGCCGGAAGCCCUCCACCGCCGGCAGGGAUCGGUCGAACUCCAACACCGAACGUUGCACUCAUGCAUCUCCAAUCCAAUCUCUCUACCAUGGAUGCUGCUAUGGUUGGGGGCAAUCCGUUGCCAGAGUCUGUGUUUGAACAGGCUCAAGAAAUGAUAAGGGGCAUUACAGAUCUACCGCAAGAAGUCGCAACCGCACUACGAACUCGUUUGGCCAACCUUUCUCAUCAUUCAAGCCAUCUGCGGGAAAAUCUACAUAGUAACCUAAUUCGAGCAGCUCACGACCGAGCCACUUCGCAAAGAGCGGCUCAAGGAACCGAAUCUUCUGCGGUGUAUGUUCUCUCCUCACCUAGUGGACCACACGCCCUACUAGUCUCGCCAUCUGGAUUGUAUACAGCCCCUUGGCAAUUUCCUUCCCUUGGCGCCAUCACUCCUCAAUCUGUAAUGCUCCCUACCACUACUGCCCCUGCGCAAACUCAACCAGCAAACAAUAACAUUCCCAUCAACGAACAGCACCCGCACAUAGAUGAGGUCCAGGUUGCGCAAGGACAACAACAAGGGCCACAACCUGCGGACGUCGCUCAAGUGGCACAAGCACAGCAGCAGCAACAGGUAAAUCAAGCCAGAGAUCUAGCCCGCAUUCUUCUACCUCUUGGAGGCCACUUAUGGUUAUUGAUCAGGCUCUUUGGGUUUGUGUAUUUUUUCACUGCUGGGGCAGGAUGGCGUCGAACCAUCCUUCUUGGACUAAUCGCUAGCCUGGUUUUCAUUGCCCAGACCGGGAUAUUCAGGCCCAUAAUUCAAGGAAUCUGGGAUCCAAUCAGAAGGCAUGCAGAGGGUCUUGUUCCUCUCGCUGCUAAUGAGCGUCCUCGUGCAGGCGUUGGUGGUGCUGAAAAUAAUGGCAAUGGGACAGGCACGCAGCCUGGGAAUCGUGAACCAACGCCUCAGGAAGCAGCCGAGCGCCUACUGCAAGAAAGAGAACGUCAAGAUGUAAGCUUUGUUCGUCAGAGCUUCCGCAGGGUGGAACGAGCUGUUGCCUUGUUUGUAGCAAGCUUAGUACCCGGUGUUGGCGAGAGACACAUUGCAGCCAGAGAAGCGGCAGAGGCGGCAAGGCAGGCUGAAGCCCGGGAGAGGGAAGAGCGUGCGAGGAAGGAGGAGGAGGAGGAGGCCCGAGAGCGACUGGAGGGAAAUAUUGAUGUUGGGGACGGAAAUGUGGCUGACGGGGCAGGAGAGGGUGGCGAAAGCUCCAGUGCGCCAGAGCAACAACAGGCUGCUCAGCCGCCUUUGGUAGAGGUCUGA
This is a messenger RNA of Letharia columbiana, 2388 nucleotides long. RefSeq lists its product as uncharacterized. Bases 1 to 2388 code for a protein of 795 amino acids. The record is from RefSeq and is a predicted model, not a curated record. Lineage: Eukaryota; Fungi; Ascomycota; Lecanoromycetes; Lecanorales; Parmeliaceae. Gene Ontology annotation, molecular function: protein binding. Gene Ontology annotation, biological process: endoplasmic reticulum unfolded protein response. The transcript has 2 exons.